Molecule: messenger RNA, 2709 nt
Organism: Chaetomium globosum CBS 148.51
Lineage: Eukaryota; Fungi; Ascomycota; Sordariomycetes; Sordariales; Chaetomiaceae
Exons: 3
Coding region: 1-2709 (902 amino acids)
Biological process (GO): intra-Golgi vesicle-mediated transport; early endosome to Golgi transport
Cellular component (GO): TRAPPII protein complex
Source: RefSeq, a predicted model, not a curated record
AUGGCCGACCUCGCCGUCCUCAAGUUCCACCUCGGGCGAGUUCACCGAGGCCUCCGGUUCUACUUCUACCGCGUCAUCCCCUUUUACGGCGAGAGCGGGUGGAGCCUACUCGAGCUGUCCAUGCUCGUCAUGUACGCCCGGUGUCUGAAGGAGCUCAAGCGGCUGGACGACUACGUCAACAAGGCGCUGCGGCAGCUCUUGUGCAAGGCGGCUAUGGCCGAGAGAGACAAGCGGCAGCAAAAGUCGAAGCUCCGGUUAAGCAUCGCGUCGGCCACGCAGUAUCCCGACACUUCUGCUAUAUCCGGGUUCCUGGCUGAUCUGCUGGAGGUGUCGGCAUCGCUUGAGAAGGAUGUCAGGGUCCCAUUGACCAAUCUGUUUUGUGACUUGGGUCUCGACGGGCCCCCGUUCUACGACGACGACCAGGACAGCUUUUCGCUGUUCUUUGAUCUCCGUAGUCUGUUGGUGGACGAGUUCGAGGCCAGCUCGGUCAGCUUGCGGAUCUCGAGUCCCACGGGAGGGAGCAAGGAAAUCUGGCUGCAGAGCAAGGGCCCCGUCACCAUCCGGCCCGGCCCGAACAAGGUGAGGGUCCAGAGCACCGUCAUGAUGGAGGGGGCUUUCGAGGUGGACCAAGUCCGCCUGACCAGCAACAAGGUGCUGAUGCACUACGACCGAGACAUUUACCAACAGCCCGUGGACAAGGGCUGGGCGGGCUUCAAGAGCCCGCGCGUUAAUCUGUACCAGCGCUCCAGCUGUCUUGAUGUGCAGCUGCUGGCUGCCGAGGAGCUGCAGCUGGACAAGAAGAAGUCGCUGGACCUUGAGGUUUCGACCGGGUGGAACGAUAUCACCACAUGCGAGGUCAAGAUCAAGUCUGCCACGGGCGGCCUGCGAAUGGUUAUGAGCGAGGCCAAGGUGAUCGGGUCGCCGCAGCCGACAAGCUCGCAGGGCGGUGCGUUUACGUUCGGCGCGAUGGAGGCGAACAGCUCCAUCAAAAUCCGGUUCCCGUUUACCGUGGAGCAUGAUGUCCUCGAUGUGGCCGUCCGGGCCGAGGUGACGUACUCAACCGAUAAGGGCACCUUCACCUUCUUCAAGGCCUCGUCGGUGCCCAUCUCGCUCGCUCUCGAGGUGAACGUGCAGGACAUCUUCAAGCACGACGCCCUUUUUUCGCGGUUCGCCGUGUCGACCGCCAGCGACAGCCCGCUACGGCUGCUCAAGAGCGAGCUGAUCGGGUCUGAUUUGUUCGAGUCCCACUUCGGGCAGCCGUCGAGCCAUCCCGUCAUGGUGUUCCCCAAGCAACCAGCCAGCCUCCUGUACAAGAUCACCCGCAAGCCCGGGUCGAAGCUGGACCCCAAGGCCAAGAAGACACUCUACCUCAAGCUGCACUACAGCGUCAUCCAAGACGAGAUCGCGGCGCUCUUCUCGCAGGCUCUCACCGCCGCCCUCGCGACCACGCCACUCAAGGAAUUCUCCAAGGUCCUCGUAGCCGCCGUUCUCACCAACGUCCGCUCCGGCCUCUCGGCCUACGACCUCGAGAAAGCCACCCUCCUCGGCGAGCUGCCCACGGCCUUUCUCGCCGCCAUCCCCUGGGAGAAACACCUCCCCAGCGUUAGCCCCACCCAACACAACAACACCUCAAAAACAACCGCAACCCUCCCGGGCUUCCUCCGCGCCUGGCUGCGCACCCAUCCAACCCUCCCCUUGCCGCUCGCACCAACAACAGACCAGCCCCCACACCCCGCCAUCACCCCGACCACCAUCCUCAUCCCGGUUGACAUCCCCCCAGUGUCGGUCGUCCACACAGCCGACAUCCGCUUACAGCGCCCGCUGCCUUCGCUUACCGCACCCCGCCCCCACCACAGCAACCACCAAGAAAACGGCGAUGCCAACGGCGAUGGUGGUGACAAAUUCGAAGAUGAAGACACCACCGAAGGCUGCCCCACCGUCCUCCUCAACCAGGUCCUCCCCGCCACCCUCCACCUCAAAUGGACCCGUCUCUGGGACACCGACACACCCACGCCCGGCCCAGGCGGAACUGCGACAGCUGAGCCACGGACGCGCGGCCGCGACUUGGAGUUUGUGUACGAGAUUGUUGCGGCCGCGGAUACUUGGCUAGUUGGGGGAAGGAGGAAGGGGCAUUUUGUUAUUCCGGCGGUGGGGACGCCAACUCCUUCGGGUUCUGGUUCUGGUUCUGGUGGUGGUGGUGAUGGUGAUGGGGAGGGGGGCGUGGUGGGGUUAAGCUCGACGGUGGAGACGGAGGCGGAGAUUCCGGUGGUGUUGGUGCCGUUGCGGGAGGGAUAUUUACCGUUUCCGGGGGUGGAGAUUCGGGAGGUUGGUGGUGGUGGUGGUGGUGGUGCUGGUGCUGGCGGUGGGGGAGAUGGGGAUGGGAGUCCGGGUGUGGGUGGGGUUGGGAGUGGUGGCGGUGGUGGUGGUGGUGGUGGUGGGGGGCUUUCCGUUCCUUUUACUUUUCCCCCGCUCCCAACCCAUCAUUGGUACUUGACUCAAGCAACAAACCUGUACGCCAAAGCCUCCGCAGACAAACCUGUAGGCCAAAAGCCUUCGCAGUUGACCCCGAAGCUUCUCAAGCUCGAUCAAACCUCCCAUUACCUAUACUUGCCCAUCGGCUGCCCGCACUUCCGCGCCACCCCCGCUCGCCCGUUUGUGUUCUUCGUUUCAGGCGAGUUUAAGGAUUUCCCAAGACCUCCCAAGCCCUAA